AAAACGUCCUCAAAUCGUGUGUCAAAAUUUGAGCAUUUUAUCUUGGAAUAAAUUCAAAAUAUUAAAAAAAUACAUAUUUUGGGAAUGUCCGAAACGUUUGUGGGACAUUUGUCAAUAACGCCAAAGCUCGCAUAUAAGCUAAAUUAGCAGCGAGACAAUCUCGAUUGACUUAACAUCUCUGGCGGACGCUGGACGGUCGAUGGUUUCCUGUGCGCUCACAACAACAUUUAAGUCGUGUUGAAAUCUCGUCGCCAAGAUGGGAGAACGCAAAGGAACAAACAAAUACUACCCUCCAGACUUCAAUCCGGCCAAGCACGGGUCCCUCAAUGGCUACCACAAAACCCACGCUCUCCGCGAGCGAGCCAGGAAGCUGUCGCAGGGCAUCCUCAUCAUCAGGUUCGAGAUGCCGUACAACAUCUGGUGCGACGGCUGCAAAAACCACAUCGGCAUGGGGGUCCGCUACAAUGCGGAGAAGAAGAAAGUGGGCAACUACUUCAGCACGCCCAUCUACAGGUUCCGGAUGAAGUGCCACCUGUGCAUCAACUACAUCGAGAUGCAGACGGACCCGGCGGCGUGCGACUACGUCAUCGUGAGUGGCGCCAACAGGAAGGAGGAGCGCUGGGACAUGGCGGAAAAUGAGCAGAUCCUCACCACGGAGCGGGAGGAAAAGGAGAAGCUGGAGACGGACGCCAUGUUCAAGCUGGACCACGGCGGCAAAGACAAGGAGAAGCUGGCAAAGGCUCUCCCCUCGCUGGUGGAGCUUCAGGACUACCAGGCGGGCUGGAAGGACGACUUCCAGCUCAACAGCUCCCUCCGCAGGAAGUUCAGAACGGAGAAGAAGGUGAUGACGGAAAAGGAGGCGAAGGACGACGCGGUGAGGGCGAGGACCAACCUGUCCAUCCCGCUGCUCCCGGAGAGGGACGAGGACAAGCGGCUGGCGGCUCUGCUCAGCUACCAGACCCCCGACUCCUACGAUGACAAGCAGCGCAGCAAACGCAGGGAGAUUUCCUCGCGCUCGUGGUUCAUCUCCCCCCCGACCACGCCAGGGGGCGCCGCUCGGGGUCUGCUCCACAAGCUCAGCCUGCAGGGCAAAGACGCGGCGGUGGCCAAAGCUCUGGGCCCCUCCCACAACCAGCUCAUCCGCAGGAAGUCGGACCCGGGCGAGCCGUCGCGGGGCGGUCGGAGGCAGGAAGCGAGCGGGUCGAGCGAGGAAGAGCGCGAGGCGGCGACGAGGCCUCAGGACUGUGAGACGAGUUCGGGAAGUUCUCUGGUGCCGAACUACAGCGACUCUGACUCAGACCAUGGACACUGAGGAGAACUGUGAGUUUGUGUACAUUAACUAUUGAAUGCUGGCAUGUGAAGAUCCUUGGGGGGCGGGGUUACAGUAUGUGACUAUGACUAUGACCUCUGCCAACACAACAUCCAGUUGGCUUCCAUUGAUUUUUUUUUUCCUCUGGAAUACAAACUGAUUGCACAAAAUUGCCGGGAAGUUUGGACCGCGUCACGUUCCAGAAUUUCCCGUGCUUCACAUCCGCUUGCACAACCCAGCAGGCACAAGACGUUGAUUAUACGUACAUGUCCUUUAAAACUGACUUUGGAACAACAUUGCGAAACAGUUUUAGUUUAAAUGAAAACAAUGUUGAUGUCUAUCGUUGGAUCCACGUUGUUGGUUAGGAAAUGACCAAAUUUCAGUGGUCAAAUCAACAUCACAACCUGAUAUUGAUUAAACGUCGUCAAAAAGCA
Nerophis lumbriciformis (worm pipefish) is the source of this 1743-nucleotide messenger RNA. It is a transcript of the gene yju2b, whose product is annotated as YJU2 splicing factor homolog B. Gene Ontology annotation, cellular component: U2-type spliceosomal complex; post-mRNA release spliceosomal complex. The record is from RefSeq and is a predicted model, not a curated record. Lineage: Eukaryota; Metazoa; Chordata; Actinopteri; Syngnathiformes; Syngnathidae. Gene Ontology annotation, biological process: mRNA splicing, via spliceosome.